AUGGCCGACCACAAGGAUCCGAAGCAAGUCGUUGAUUCGGAAGUCUAUGCAAUCGACAGCGAGGCCAGCCAGACCUCUAGAGAAAACGUCGUCGUCAAGCCUACUAAAUCUUGGAAAGGAUAUGUCUGGGAUACUUGGGAAUUACCUCCAGACCAGCGAUGGCUUCUCUUCAAGGUUGAUGCUUUCGUACUUACUUUUGCAUCGCUUGGAUACUUUCUCAAGAAUAUUGAUCAGACCAAUGUCAACAAUGCUUUUCUCAGUGGCAUGAAGGAGGACUUGAACAUGUACGGGAAUGAGCUUGUCACUAGUACAUCUAUCUGGACUGUUGGAUAUGUCAUCGGACAAAUUCCGAGUAAUUUGUUACUGACCAGAGUGAGCCCUCGCUGGGUGAUACCAUCUCUUGAAGUCGGGUGGGGUAUCGCAACCAUCUGCACCUCUCGAGUAGAGUCUUACAAAGCUCUGUACGCUCUGAGAUUUCUCGUUGGCUUUUUCGAAUCAGGCUUCUACCCGGGUAUCCACUACAUGCUCGGCUCGUGGUACACUCCAAGAGAAAUCGGCAAACGCGCCAUGAUCUUCUGGUUGGCUGGUUCGGUCGGCAAUAUGUUCAGUGGUUUCCUCCAAGCUGCUGCAUACCAGAAUCUCAGUGGUGUUCAUGGCCAUGCGGGUUGGCGCUGGCUGUUCAUCAUCGACGGCAUCAUCACCAUCCCGCUUGCGUUGAUGGGCUACAUCUUCUUCCCAAACCUACCCCAGGAUGGAAAGAAGACAUGGUGGACGACCGAGAAAGAACACGUUCUUGCUUCCGAAAGAAUGAAGGCUAUCGGACGAGCAGGAAAACAACCGUGGACCAAGGCGAAGGCGAAGUCAAUCUUGCUCAGCUGGCACACCUAUCUGCUCCCUCUUCUGUAUAUCGUUUGGAACAAUGGCGCUCCUCAGGCAGGUAUGGGAUAUUGGUUGAAGAGCUUCAAUGCCAAGCCAGCGCCAGUACCAGGAAAAUCGUACACUGUGCCUCAGAUCAACAACUUACCCCUUCCGAAUACUGCCAUCUUCAUCGUGGUGGCGCUAUCCUGGGGUUGGCUGUCGGACGGCCCAUUGAAGGGCGCUCGCUGGCCAUUCAUAUACGCAGGAGCGGUCAUAACUAUGGUCUUCCAUAUAGCACUUCUCAAGAUGCCACUGUACGACAACAUCACCAGUCGCAUGAUAGUAUACUGGUUCGCAAAUAUCGGAAUGGGUGCCGGUCCGCUAAUUCUGAGCUGGAUCAACGAAAUCUGCUCCGCCGACACGGAAAAGCGAGCACUUCUCGUCGCAAUGGCAAACGAUCUAGCCUACGUCGUCCAGGCUGUUGCGCCAAACUUUGUCUGGAAGACGACAGAGUUUCCAGCUGCCCAGAAGGGAUAUACAUGGGUCGCUGUACUGCAGGGUCUGCUGAUUGUUGUUACCGCGACCAUACAACUGUUACUCUGGAGAGACAGAAAACGAGUCGAGAAAACAUCAGAGACUGAGGAUUUGACAGCAUUCAAUGGUCAGGAGCCUGCUGGAGAGGUAUGA
This is a messenger RNA of Aureobasidium subglaciale EXF-2481, 1545 nucleotides long. RefSeq lists its product as uncharacterized. Lineage: Eukaryota; Fungi; Ascomycota; Dothideomycetes; Dothideales; Saccotheciaceae. The record is from RefSeq and is a predicted model, not a curated record. The transcript is spliced from 9 exons. Bases 1 to 1545 code for a protein of 514 amino acids. Gene Ontology annotation, cellular component: membrane. Gene Ontology annotation, molecular function: transmembrane transporter activity. Gene Ontology annotation, biological process: transmembrane transport.